CUAAAACCCUAACCCAAAACCCAAACCCUCUCUUCUUCUUCUUCCUCGUUCCGCCAAAUACAGAACACAAACCUCUUCCAGCCAUGGCGAUCUCUGCCGAAGCUGGUUCAGAAGCACUGCAUCGUCUGAAAGCAACGGACCCUCCCCAAUGGCUGGCACCGAGCGCCACGCUCUCCCAGACGGCUCGGGAGGCGUCGCAGAACCUAUUCUCCUCCCUCCGGCCGUACACUCCAAAAUCUCCUUUUGAUAAGCUGUUAGUCGAGGGCUUCGACGCAGAGCAGAUAUGGCAACAAAUAGACCUCCAAUCACAGCCUCUUAUUUCGAGCAUUCGCCGAGAAUUAAAGCGGUUCGAGAAAGAUCCGGAAGAGAUUAAGAAGCUGAAGCUUGUUGUAGAAGGUGAGGAGAAUGGUUUGGAAGAUGGGAGAGAGAAAUUGGAGGAUGAAAGCGAUGAAUUUGAUGAAGACUUAGAUGGGAUUGAUGAGGAGCUGGAGGAGGAUGAGGAUGAAGAUGAAGAAGAAGAAGAAGAGAGCGGAGAUGAGGAUGAGGAUGAGAAAGAGAAAGAUGAAGAGGAAGAUAACAGUGGCGGUGAGUUUGAAGAUGAGUUUCUUAAAAUAAAGGACUUGGAAGAGUUUAUGGAGGAUGAUGAGGCGAGGGAAUAUGGGUUAAAUAAGAAAGACAAGAAGAAAAAGAAGAAAGUUGAUGAAGAUAGUGAAGAAGAAGACGAAGAAAAAGAAGAAGAAGAUGAUGAUAGUGAUGAGAUUGGAGAUUUUGGGCUUGACGAUGAUGAUGAAGAUGGAGAAACUGAUAAGUUGGAAGGUGCAAGAUAUGAAGACUUCUUUGUUGGCAAAAAGAAAAACCGUUCUAAAAGAAAAUCUAAAUUUGGUGACCGUGAUGAUGAUGAAGGAAAUUUUGGCACAAAUGAUGAUGGAUCGCAAAAUGAGAAAACUCUUUCUACACAUGAAAAGGAGCUUGAGAAGCUUAAAUCGAAAAUAGAGCUGAUGGAAAAAGCGAACUUGGAGCCAAAAACUUGGACCAUGCAGGGAGAGGUCUCUGCUGCAAAAAGACCAAAGAAUAGUGCUUUAGAAGUUGACCUAGAUUUUGAGCAUAAUGUGAGACCUCCUCCUGUAAUAACUGAGGAAGUUACAGCUUCACUUGAAGAGAUGAUCAAAAAGAGAAUUCUCGAAGGGCAUUUUGAUGAUGUUGAAAAGCCACUGCCUUUACCCUCGAAAGCACCAAGAGAAAAAAAGGAGCUGGAUGAGAAUAAGAGCAAAAAGGGUCUGGCUGAAAUUUAUGAGGAGGAGUAUGUUCAGAAAACAAAUGUUGCCUCCACACUGCCAUUUGUAGAAGAGGAGAAGCAAGAGGCAAGCAUGCUGUUCAAGAAACUUUGCUUGAAGUUGGAUGCCCUUUCUCACUUUCACUUCACUCCAAAACCUGUUAUUGAGGAUAUGUCUAUACAGGCAAAUGUCCCUGCCCUUGCCAUGGAAGAGAUUGCACCUCUGGCUGUUUCUGAUGCAGCAAUGUUAGCUCCUGAGGAAGUAUUUUUGGGCAAAGGUGACAUUAAAGAAGAAGCAGAACUUACGCAAGAGGAAAGAAAAAGGAGACGAGCAAACAAGAAAAGAAAAUUCAAAGCUGAGACAGAAAAAAAGAUGGCAAAUAAGCCCCGGGAUAAAACAUUGCCAAACCCCAAUGAUGCUGAAGUAGCAAAGAAGGCCCGGGAUGGCACGUAGCUUAACCAAAAAAAAGUCAAAUCUUUGAUUCGGUGACUGAUUAUCAUAUGGCAUCUUGACCUUGGUGAUUAUCAUUCUUGAAAAUUGAAGGCAAUGAAGAGUUGUGAGAUAUUUGAAUUUACCAACUCGUGAGAAUUUCUAAGAGGAAGUUGUAAAGAGAUGAAAUAUUAUAAAAGAGUUAUCUGAAGAUCCACAGUUGUAUGGUGUCUGCUUGCUAAUUAUGAUAGAUUGGUUACAUUUACAGAAGCCCUAGGAAAGGAAUAUGGAAGGUAGUUGAAGCAUUGCUGACCGCAAUUUUGAUUUUAAUUUGGUAUUUAGCAGAUGAAAUUUUGGUAGUGUCAACAUGAUUUCAUGAUUGAUCUUUCAUACUGUAAUAGACAAAAUUGUGAAAUUAUUCCAGUCUGAUAAUGAAGUGGUAGUCAUUAUAAAGUACAUUACAUUU
Humulus lupulus (European hop) is the source of this 2169-nucleotide messenger RNA. Its product is annotated as M phase phosphoprotein 10. Gene Ontology annotation, cellular component: nucleus; Mpp10 complex; sno(s)RNA-containing ribonucleoprotein complex. The transcript is spliced from 13 exons. The record is from RefSeq and is a predicted model, not a curated record. Lineage: Eukaryota; Viridiplantae; Streptophyta; Magnoliopsida; Rosales; Cannabaceae. Gene Ontology annotation, biological process: rRNA processing. Bases 84 to 1727 code for a protein of 547 amino acids.